Messenger RNA from Solea senegalensis (Senegalese sole), 3293 nucleotides. RefSeq names its product SLIT and NTRK-like family, member 6 (gene slitrk6). Gene Ontology annotation, biological process: axonogenesis; positive regulation of synapse assembly; regulation of presynapse assembly. NCBI's taxonomy places the organism in Eukaryota, Metazoa, Chordata, Actinopteri, Pleuronectiformes, Soleidae. Gene Ontology annotation, molecular function: protein binding. The transcript has 2 exons. Bases 473 to 2998 code for a protein of 841 amino acids. The record is from RefSeq and is a predicted model, not a curated record. Gene Ontology annotation, cellular component: membrane.
AACUACAGAGCGCACGGCGCAGCGCUUGGGGAUAACACGGGCGCGCAGUUUGGCUCUCUUACACGGACUUUAACAGGUGAAAUAUUUAAAGAUAAACUCAUGUAACUGCGCUGCUGUUUUAUUCUGGUGGCUCGAACCCGCAACUCACUCAGAAUUAAUUGUGGCCGCGGGAGGAGUGCGACGCUCUUCAUCCCGGGACCGCAAGCUCCCUGCGCUCAACGGAAUAAUUAGUACCCAACGCGUGCCAGCUGUCCAGGACAGUGGACCCCGAAAAGGACACGCUGGAGACCGACGGACACUGACAAGUUUCUCAGCGUGUGUAAUCUCCGUUUUCCAGGACUGGAGAGAAAGUGUUGUUGACGCUGAUCUCCCUCUAAUGCGUCUUCUCCCCGCAUCUAUUGAUGGACUGACAUUUGGAAUAACCUUCCUCCUUCUGUUUCUCAACCGGUUUUAGUCGAUAUCUCAGCCCGAAAUGGUGCCGUGUAUCAUUUUCAUCGCCUUGUUUGUCACUGUGGUUCAAUCCCAAGAAAUCCAGCCCUUACAGGCAUCAUCCUCUAUUAGCGAGUCUUGUGACUCCCUGUGCUCCUGCGAGGUGAAAGAUGGCGUCCUUCAUCUUAACUGCGAGGAGAGGAACAUCAGCAAGAUCUCCCAAAUCAAAAUCCCGUCAGGUGUGCCCUUCCACCUGAACCUUUACAAAAAUGACUUGGUCGAGCUCCGUGCGGAGGAAAUGGAAGGGCUUAACAACGCACUGUCACUGCAUAUUGGGGGCAACAGCAUACAAGAGCUGGAACCAGGGGUCUUCAGCACGCUCAGUUCACUGAAAAAACUGCACAUAAAUAGCAAUUUCCUCGUUACGCUGAAAGAGGAUACUUUUCAAGGCCUGGUGAAUUUAGAGUUUCUACAGGCUGACACAAAUUUCAUUCGGGUCAUUGAGCCGGGGGCCUUCAACAAACUAAUCCGCCUCAAGGUUCUGAUCCUGAAUGACAAUACCAUCGAGUUUUUACCCAGCAAUAUUUUCCGGUUCGUGCCCCUCACACACCUGGACUUGCGAGGGAACAAGCUCCAAACGCUGCCUUAUGUGGGAUUUUUGGAGCACAUUGGCAGGAUAAUGGAGCUCCUGCUGGAGGACAACGACUGGGUCUGUGACUGUGAUAUUUUACAUUUAAAAAUCUGGAUGGAGAACAUGAGGGCCCAGUCAUCAAUCGGGGAUGUGGUCUGCAGCACCCCACAUCAACUCAAGGGUAUCAUUCUGGCUAAAGUGAAGCGGGACGUUCUGUGCUCACACACAGACAUUAACCUGGAGGAGCCAUCAAAGUCGCUGGAUAUGGUUGUCACUCCCUCAUCCAAAGUGUCUCAGAUUCCCAAGUUGAUCAAUGCCAAAGAUGACGCCAAGGUGCCGACACCUUCUCAUUUUCCUGGUAGUCCUUGUGUGGAACACUGCUCCUGUCACAAUCACCCUGUGGCUGGCUUUCUGAUGCAUUGUCAGGACAGAGGGAUUCAAAAGGUGUCUGAUAUCGGAAUACUUCAGCAGAGCCCCACUAAACUGGUCAUGACAGGAAACAUGAUUCAGAAACUUUUGAAAUAUGAUUUUGUCACAUAUGACAGUUUAGAGAUGCUCAACUUGGCGAACAACAGAAUUGAUUACAUCGAUAAUGAAACGUUCCUCAGUCUGAGCAGCUUGAAAAAGCUAUACCUUAAUGGCAAUAGGAUUGAAAAACUGUUCUCUACAAUGUUCGUGGGUCUCCACAACCUUGAAUACCUGUAUCUGGAAUAUAACCUCAUCAAAGAGAUAUCUCCCGGCACAUUUAAUCCCCUGCCAAACCUGAAGCUGUUGUCAUUAAAUAACAACCUACUCAGCUCUCUACCCGUGCAGAUAUUCCGCAAUGUUCCCCUCACCAAAUUAAACUUGAGGAAAAAUCUACUUAUGCACCUGCCAGUGAGCAACGUGCUGGAUCAACUCGAUGCCCUGGAGCAAAUUUAUUUAGAGGACAACCCCUGGGACUGCAGUUGUGACUUGCUCAGCCUCAAACAAUGGGUGGAGAAACUCAGAAAGGACACAGUGGUGGGCUCAAUCUUGUGUCACACCCCAAAGAAUGUGAUGCAGGCUGAGCUACGAAGUCUACGUCAUGAGACACUCUGUGCCGGUUUAGGAACGUACUACCCAAGUGAGGAGGAGAGUGUGACGGCUACUUUGGGGCCUGACAGCGGUGGCAAGGGUCUGUUUAGCGCACUCACAGACACCAUCCCUCUCUCUGUGCUCAUCUUGAGCCUUCUUGUUUUCGUGCUCAUGAUUAUAUUCUGCUCCGCGGGGUUGGUGGUGUUUGUGGUUCACCGGCGGAGGAGAAGGGCAAAGAGAAAAUCAGCGGAGGAGCAGCCCAGAGAGAACACCAACAGUAGCCCCAUCCACUUACAUUACAGCAUGUAUGGUCAGAAGACCACACACCACACUCUGACCCAGAGAACGGGCUCUUCCGCUCUGUACGAAGAGAGAUCGCACAGUCCUAUCGUUCAGAUCUGUCGCAACCCCACCUACUGCUCCCAGCACAAGGAGCACGAUGGAGAGUUGGAUUAUAGCCUCGACGACUCCAGCACCAAGCACCACGUCUGCAGGAGUAUCAUGGAGAAAGAGAACACGUCUCCUCUCACGGGGAACCCCGGCGUUAAGUUCCGACCUGUGACCGGGGAGUGUCCCGCGGAGUUUGUCACACUCGGGAAUCCCAACUCCUUGUACAGGAACAUUAUGGAGCGGGAGAAGGAGCUGCAGCAGCUCGGAAUAACGGAGUACCUUCGGAAAAACAUGCCCCAGCUCCAAUCUGCUGUAGACAUGCAAGUCCCGGGGCAACAGAAGGAGUUAAAGCUAAUGGAGACCAUUAUGUACACAAGACCACGCAAGGUCAUGCUUGAGCAAACUAAAAACGAAUACUUUGAACUAAAGGCCAACCUGCAUACUGAGCCGGACUACUUAGAGGUUCUGGAGCAUCAAACUGCAUUUAACUGAGUUUAAGCAGAGAGAGAGAGAGAAAAAAAACAAACUGUAUAUCUUAUGUUUGAACCAAGUGCCUUUUCCUGUUUGCCCUGUUAUACGUUCCACAGUGUGAAAUAUGUAUCACGGGCACAUCACAUUAAGUUAAACUGUAGCACAGAAUGUAACUGGUUUAUUAUUUUGUUACUAUCUUCUGACAGCCAUGUUAUGUAGCUGGUAAAAAGGUGUCAUUUAUUUUUAUUUUAUUUUUUUUUGGCCAAAUGUAACUUAAGGAAAGCUGUCAUUGUCUGUUGAUCAGGCCUGGGUUGAU